This is a messenger RNA of Tachysurus vachellii, 983 nucleotides long. It is a transcript of the gene bloc1s6, whose product is annotated as biogenesis of lysosomal organelles complex-1, subunit 6, pallidin. The record is from RefSeq and is a predicted model, not a curated record. Lineage: Eukaryota; Metazoa; Chordata; Actinopteri; Siluriformes; Bagridae. The transcript has 6 exons. Gene Ontology annotation, cellular component: BLOC-1 complex; transport vesicle; extrinsic component of membrane. Gene Ontology annotation, biological process: intracellular transport. Bases 128 to 616 code for a protein of 162 amino acids.
UUGAAGAUCAGCGCAAAGAUGUGCGAAACUUCCGGCGUUAAUAAAUCACGUGAUAUUUUCGUGGGCGACAUGAAGGAAGGAAACUGGACAGCAGCCAUCAUUUAAAAGGAGGAGAUCUGAGGCAAAAAUGGAGUCAGAAGAUGGAGGUGUGGAUCUGACCUCACAUGAGAAAGCAGCAGGUGUGUGUGCGAUCCUUGAGCCUCAGCAUCUGGAGGAUUUGGUGUUAGUGAAUAAGGAGUGUGUAGAGAAACUGAGUGAGGGUCUGAUCUCACACUACCUCCCAGAUCUACAGCACUCCAGAGAUACACUGCAGGAACUAACACUUAAUCAGGAUGUACUGCUCGACACUCUGGAACAAGAAAUAACCAAGUUUAGAGAAUGUAACUCCAUGAUCGAGCUCAACGCUCUGUUCACAGAGGCUAAAGUGUAUCACAGUAAGCUGGUGAACAUACGCAGAGAGAUGAUCAGCCUGCAUGACAGAACAUCCAAACUGCAGAAGCGAGCUCUGAAGCUGCAGCAACAGAAACAGAAGGAGGAUCUGGAGCGAGAGCAGCAGAGAGAGCGAGAGCUGGAGAGAGAGAGACAGCUCAUUGCCAAACCAGCCAAACGCACCUGAACACACACGCGCACACACACACACACACACACACACACACACACACAGACACACACACAGUGUUUGUUUUUCUGGAUGUCGUCCUCAGCCCUGACCGUGUCUCAUGGUCAGGAUCAGAACUCCGUCUGUCCACUAGAUGGAGUCAGAGAUCUAAUUUAACGCAACAAAUUAUUAGAUUAAUUUAUGAACAUCAGAUUUCUUUAGAAUUUAUGUAAUAGACUUAAAUACUGUAUUUGUUCUCUGCUUUUUGGCACGUUUUGUUUUGAUGUAAAAACUUAUUGUACAUGGAAAAUACUUUUAAAAGAUUUUGUUCUAAACCACUUUGUAAACCUUUAUUAGUGAAAAUAAUAAAUCUGAGGAGGGAAAA